AUGGAUGAGGCAGGACAGGAAGGGGAGGGGGCGGGAAGGGAUGUUGAGCAACGCGCAAUUCUAGGUCCCGGUGGUGCGGCAGCAGCUGCUGCUGCACAUCCGCCCCAUCCCCCUCCUCUUCCCCCAUCCCCCGUCCCUUCCACGUACCCCCCUUUCCGCCCCCUAUCUCCCUUUCCCUUCCCUUCCCCCAUACAUCUCUCCCAUCCCCGCAUCCCCUUUUCCCUUCCCCCAUCUCACUUCCUUCCCCACAAUCCCUGUUUCCCUUCCCCCAUCCCCUUUCCCUUCCCCAUCCCCCUUUCCCUUCCCCCAUCCCCUUUCCCUUCCCCGCACCUCCCAUUCCCUUCCCCCAUGCCUCUCUCCCUUCCCCCCAUCCCCCUUUCCCGUUUUCCCGUCCCCCUUUACCUUUCCCACAUCUCCCUUUCCUUCCCUAACACCUCUCUCCCUUCUUCGCAUCCCCCUUCCCUUACCCCAUCUCCCAUUCCCUUCCCCCAUACCUCUCUCCCUUCUCUGCACCCCCCUUUCCAUUCCCCCAUCUCAGGGUACAUUCCGCGCUGGACAUGUCCCAAUCGAAAUUCGGUUCGGAGCGGUAUACUCGAUUGGGACACAUCGACUGGGACAGUGUCCACAGCGGAAUGUACCCUCAGUUUCCGUCCCUGCAAUCCCUAUUUCCCUUCCCCCAUCCCCUUUCCCUUCCCCAUCCCCCUUUCCUUUCCCCCAUCCCCUUUCCCUUCCCUGCAUCCCCCUUCCCUUCCCCCAUACCUCCCUCCCUUCCUCCCAUGA
Closterium sp. NIES-65 is the source of this 780-nucleotide messenger RNA. The record is from the annotation of a GenBank genome assembly. NCBI's taxonomy places the organism in Eukaryota, Viridiplantae, Streptophyta, Zygnematophyceae, Desmidiales, Closteriaceae.